Messenger RNA from Prosopis cineraria, 1391 nucleotides. RefSeq lists its product as uncharacterized. The transcript has 3 exons. The record is from RefSeq and is a predicted model, not a curated record. Lineage: Eukaryota; Viridiplantae; Streptophyta; Magnoliopsida; Fabales; Fabaceae. Gene Ontology annotation, molecular function: nucleic acid binding; zinc ion binding. The coding region runs from base 15 to 1274 and encodes 419 amino acids.
UGGCGGAAUUAAGAAUGCUUGUAAAAACAUUAACAGACAAGGUUCAAGGAUACGAACAAGAGUUGACGGAGCUAAAGAGGCAAAAGGUAACUGAAAAUGGAGAUAGGGCUCAUGUUGAGAGUCAUGUGGGGGAAGGCAGUUCCUCACAUCCUGCCACUCUGAGAGAUCAUGAGUCUAGAAGGAAAGAAAUUAGGCAGGAGGAACAGAGAGCCCCACCGACCAUUACUGAUGUGUGGGAAACUGUUAGGAAGUUUAACCCUCCUACGUUUGAUGGUAACCUUAAACCAUCCGUGGUAGAGGAAUGGGUGAAGAGACUCGAAUCCAUCUUUCGAGUAGUCACAUGCACCAGCAAUCAAAAAGUACAAGUAGCAUUAGUGCUCCUAGUGAAAGGAGCAAGAGAUUGGUGGGAGACAGCAGGGCCCAGGGAUGAUUCUACACUCACCUGGGAGGAAUUCAAGGAAAAAUUAUUUAGGCAUUACUUUCCAUCAGAGUUAAGGUCUGAGAAGGAAGCGGAAUUCCAUGCCUUUAAGCAAGGGAACCUCGAUGAGGACACAUUCAUUGCUAAGUUUCAGGAGUUAUCUAGAUACUCCACGUACCUGCAGUAUAGGGAUGAUUCCGAAUGGAAGGCUAAGCGCUUAUUGGAGAAGGCUAGACCAGAAUUGAGGGAACAAUUGGCUCAUCUAGAUAUCCGAGAUUAUGAUGAAAUGUGCAUAAAACUACAAGUAGUAGCUCGCAGUAAGAAGGAGGUUGAGAGAGAGAAGAGGGGUUAUUCAUAUAGUAGACCCCCAACCUACCCUCGACCCACCGGAGGCAUUAUGAAGAAAAACCAUCAGGGUUCGAGUAGCUCAUGGAACCAAGGAAGGCAGAAGGGUCCAUUUCAAAGGGGCCAAGGACAGAGGAGCUAUCAUAGUAGUUAUUACGGGUCACAGAGGAGCCCAACAGUAUCUACCCCUGCCCCGAGUACAGCGAGCUCUCAACAGUGCACUAAAUGCGGGCGUCGUCAUUUCGGACAGUGCUGGAUCUGUUACAUUUGUGGGAAACCCGGUCACAUUGCAAAGUUUUGUGGGGACAACCAGGGCUCAAAUAUGAAGAACCCUUCCCAACAUCCUACUGUCUCUGGUCGUGUGUUUGCUCUUACUCAGGACACCAUGAACUCCCCAGAUGCCAUUAGAGAUUAUAUUGACAAAGAUAGUGGUGAAAAAGGAGUUGUGAAGGGGAACUUGUUAUUCAAGACACAAGGAGCGAAUCCGGCUGAGAAAGCACCAGAGGUGUAAUUAUGGUGUAUGAGACACCAUCUUUUACGUUGCCUCUUAUUUUGGAUUAUACAAUGUAUCUUGUGCCAACUUAGGACAUAUCUUGUCUAUGAAGCAUGUAAACUCUAAUCCUUUUUA